Messenger RNA from Anolis carolinensis (green anole), 10960 nucleotides. It is a transcript of the gene tnks, whose product is annotated as tankyrase. Gene Ontology annotation, cellular component: cytoplasm; nucleus. Lineage: Eukaryota; Metazoa; Chordata; Lepidosauria; Squamata; Anolidae. The record is from RefSeq and is a predicted model, not a curated record. Bases 57 to 3920 code for a protein of 1287 amino acids. Gene Ontology annotation, molecular function: NAD+ poly-ADP-ribosyltransferase activity; protein binding. The transcript is spliced from 27 exons.
GCGCUCGGUCCCCGUUGCCGCAGUGACAGGACCAGAGCGCUCCCAGGAGCUGGGAAAUGGCGGCGGCGUCGUCGUCGCGUCGCUCUCAGCAGCAACAGCAUCACCAUCAGACCCAGGCGCCGCUCUCGCCGCCAAGGAGCCCCAGCCUUUCCCCUCAGCAGCAGCAGCGGCCCAGUCUCUCCGGGCCUGAGGGCGAGGCUACUUCGAGCAGCGGCCGUGAAGGGUCGGCGGCCGCGGCGGAGAGGCCUUUCUCCCCAGAGAGCGUCGGAGAGGCCUCUGGGCCUCCUGCGCCGCCGGGUUCCGGAGCCAGCAGCGUCGCCACCAGCAGCACGAGCAGCAGCAGCAGCACCUCGGGCUCCUCGUCGUCGUCGUCUUCGGCGGCCUCCAGCCCGGCCGCCGCGGAGAGCCCCGACCCGCCCGCGCCUCCUCCUCCUCCGCCGCCGCCUCUGCAGCCGCCCCCUCCGCCGGUGGGCAGCGGGGCCUUCCGGGAGCUGCUCGAGGCCUGCCGGAAUGGGGACGUGACCCGGGUCCGGCGCCUGGUGGAUGCCGCCAACGUCAACGCCAAGGACAUGGCCGGGAGGAAAUCCACCCCGCUGCACUUCGCGGCAGGUUUUGGAAGAAAGGACGUAGUGGAACACUUACUGCAGACAGGAGCCAAUGUCCAUGCUCGUGAUGACGGUGGACUGAUUCCUCUUCAUAAUGCCUGUUCCUUUGGCCAUGCUGAAGUAGUCAGCCUCCUGCUGUGUCAAGGUGCAGAUCCAAAUGCCAGAGACAACUGGAACUAUACUCCUUUGCAUGAAGCUGCUAUCAAGGGCAAGAUAGAUGUUUGCAUUGUACUGCUGCAACAUGGAGCUGAUCCAAAUAUUCGAAACACAGAUGGAAAAUCAGCAUUGGAUCUUGCAGAUCCCUCGGCAAAAGCUGUACUUACAGGUGAAUACAAGAAGGACGAACUCCUGGAAGCUGCUAGGAGUGGCAAUGAAGAAAAACUGAUGGCUUUAUUGACACCUUUAAAUGUGAACUGCCACGCAAGCGAUGGGCGAAAAUCUACUCCAUUACAUUUGGCUGCGGGAUAUAACAGAGUUCGGAUAGUUCAGUUGUUGCUUCAGCAUGGCGCUGAUGUCCAUGCCAAGGACAAGGGUGGACUUGUGCCUCUCCACAAUGCAUGCUCCUAUGGGCACUAUGAAGUAACAGAACUCCUGUUAAAGCAUGGAGCCUGUGUAAAUGCAAUGGAUCUUUGGCAGUUUACCCCGUUACAUGAAGCUGCCUCUAAGAAUCGUGUGGAAGUUUGUUCUUUGUUACUCAGCCAUGGUGCAGAUCCAACAUUAGUCAACUGUCAUGGCAAGAGUGCUGUGGACAUGGCUCCAACGCCUGAGCUGAAGGAAAGACUUACUUAUGAAUUCAAAGGACAUUCCUUACUACAAGCAGCAAGAGAAGCUGACUUAGCCAAAGUAAAGAAGACACUUGCCUUGGAGGUCAUUAAUUUCAAGCAGCCGCAGUCUCAUGAGACAGCACUGCACUGUGCUGUGGCUUCUCUUCACCCCAAACGGAAACAAGUAACUGAGUUGUUGCUUCGGAAAGGAGCCAACGUGAAUGAGAAAAAUAAAGACUUCAUGACUCCUUUGCAUGUCGCUGCUGAACGAGCUCACAAUGAUGUUAUGGAAGUUCUCCAUAAACAUGGGGCAAAGAUGAAUGCACUAGACACACUUGGGCAAACAGCUCUGCACAGGGCUGCAUUGGGAGGUCACCUGCAGACUUGCCGGCUUCUGCUGAAUUAUGGUUCAGACCCCUCCAUAAUCUCCUUACAAGGUUUUACCGCAGCACAGAUGGGCAAUGAAGCUGUGCAGCAGAUACUGAAUGAGAAUACCCCUGUACACACAUCUGAUGUGGACUAUAGACUGUUGGAAGCCUCUAAAGCUGGAGACUUAGAAACUGUGAAGCAACUCUGUAGUCCCCAGAACGUGAAUUGUCGAGAUUUGGAGGGGCGUCAUUCAACUCCGCUGCACUUUGCAGCAGGUUAUAACAGAGUGUCAGUAGUGGAGUACUUGCUUCACCAUGGAGCAGAUGUGCAUGCGAAAGAUAAAGGUGGCUUAGUACCCCUGCAUAAUGCCUGUUCAUAUGGACACUAUGAAGUGGCAGAAUUGUUGGUGAGACAUGGUGCUUCAGUCAAUGUUGCAGAUCUCUGGAAGUUUACUCCACUGCAUGAAGCGGCAGCAAAGGGAAAAUAUGAAAUCUGCAAGCUUCUUCUAAAACAUGGAGCAGAUCCAACAAAAAAGAACAGAGAUGGCAAUACGCCGUUAGACCUGGUGAAGGAGGGAGACACAGAUAUACAGGAUCUUCUGCGAGGUGAUGCUGCUCUACUGGAUGCUGCCAAAAAGGGCUGCCUGGCACGGGUUCAGAAGUUGUGUUCUCCAGAAAACAUCAAUUGUAGAGAUACCCAGGGACGGAAUUCUACCCCACUUCAUCUUGCUGCUGGUUACAAUAAUCUGGAGGUUGCUGAAUAUCUUUUGGAGCAUGGUGCUGAUGUCAAUGCUCAAGACAAAGGAGGAUUAAUUCCGCUGCAUAAUGCAGCAUCCUAUGGGCAUGUAGAUAUAGCAGCUUUGCUGAUUAAAUACAAUACCUGUGUAAAUGCUACGGAUAAAUGGGCAUUUACUCCAUUGCAUGAAGCAGCUCAGAAAGGAAGGACGCAGCUCUGUGCUCUGCUAUUAGCUCAUGGAGCAGAUCCAACAAUGAAGAACCAGGAAGGUCAAACACCUUUGGAUCUGGCCACAGCUGAUGAUAUCAGAGCGCUUCUGAUUGAUGCAAUGCCUCCAGACGCCUUGCCAACCUGCUUUAAACCUCAAGCUACUGUAGUUAGUGCCUCUGUCAUUUCACCAGCAUCAACUCCUUCCUGUCUAUCCGCUGCCAGUAGCAUAGAUAACCUUGCAGGACCUCUAGCAGAGAUCGCCGUAGGAGGUGCAUCAAAUGCUGGUGACGGAGCAGCAGGAACAGAGAGGAAGGAAGGAGAAGUUGUUGGACUUGACAUGAACAUCAGCCAGUUCCUGAAAAGCCUUGGUCUGGAACAUCUUCGGGACAUCUUUGAAACAGAACAGAUUACCUUAGAUGUACUGGCAGACAUGGGACAUGAAGAGCUGAAAGAAAUUGGCAUCAAUGCAUAUGGUCAUCGUCAUAAGUUAAUAAAAGGCGUAGAGAGACUUCUGGGUGGGCAGCAAGGCACCAAUCCAUACUUGACUUUUCACUGUGUCAGCCAGGGAACUAUUCUUAUAGACCUUGCUCCUGAUGACAAAGAGUAUCAAUCCGUGGAAGAAGAGAUGCAAAGCACCAUCAGGGAACAUAGAGAUGGUGGUAAUGCUGGCGGGAUCUUCAACAGAUAUAAUGUCAUCAGGAUUCAAAAGGUUGUAAAUAAGAAGCUGAGGGAGAGGUUCUGUCAUAGGCAAAAAGAAGUCUCAGAAGAAAAUCAUAACCAUCACAAUGAGCGCAUGCUCUUUCAUGGGUCACCUUUUAUUAAUGCUAUUAUUCACAAAGGAUUUGAUGAAAGACAUGCAUACAUUGGAGGAAUGUUUGGAGCUGGCAUUUACUUUGCAGAAAAUUCUUCUAAAAGUAACCAGUACGUAUACGGAAUUGGCGGAGGUACAGGGUGCCCCACACACAAAGACAGGUCCUGUUACAUCUGUCACAGACAAAUGCUAUUUUGUCGUGUGACACUGGGAAAAUCUUUCUUACAAUUUAGUACCAUGAAAAUGGCCCAUGCACCCCCUGGGCAUCACUCAGUCAUUGGCAGGCCAAGUGUAAAUGGACUUGCAUAUGCGGAGUAUGUCAUCUACAGAGGAGAACAGGCUUACCCAGAGUAUCUGAUCACAUACCAAAUUGUAAAGCCAGAUACUCCCUCACAGACAGCAACGGCUGCAGAACAGAAGACCUAGUAAAUGCAGGUUCAGAGAGAGAAAUGAGGUGAUUGAAAUAACUUAUGGACUGGACGGAGGACAUUAGUUUCUAACAUCAGCAGUGUGUGAAAUUUUUGUCACUCUGGAAUUAAGCUGUAUGUGUUUUAUAAAGCAUUGCUCUAUAAAUGAAUAUGAGUAACUGAUACAUACUCAAUUGCUACUAUUCCUUUUGAGGAAAUGUUUACAAAGGUUUGCCUUUUACCAACAUAUCUCAGGCUCACUUUCCCUGCAGUUGCCAUGUGUGUAGUGACAUCGUUGCUUCAAUCCAGAUGUUUGGGAACAUCAUUUAACAAGCAGGGGUAUGCCAUGAUCCUUUUUUUAAAAAAGAAAGAAAAGAAUUUCCGAGGCCCCUUUUUGGUUUAACAGUGCACAUUGUGGUGGUACUAAACCCAUGUCACAUUCUCAACAUUCAGAACUGCCGUUGUUAUUUUAAAGUCCUUAGUUGGCUAUUUAAAUUUCCCCCCUUUUAUUAUGAAAAUGAGCCAGGCCCUUCGUGAGUAUAUUUUUGCACAAAGUCAAGUUGACUAAAAUCAAUUAACAAUGCAAUAGGAAUUUCUUACCCAAGAAGGUGUUAGAGAGCUAGUUCUUUGGUCUGGGAUUCUUUUUGCACUUUUUAUGAAAUGUUUCUCUAUGUUACUAGAAGCAUAAACGUAGAUCCUCAUCUUUUGUCCUUGCCGAGUUCCUCUUUGGGAAGAAUUCAUCCUGUUCAUGGAGCAGCCGCCUCUUGGCCAGCUCUCUUCCUUCUGGAAAGGUUCCCUUCUUUCUACUGGCUAAAAUACUAGUAGACUGUCCUUGAUAGAAGACUCUGGGAGAAAGCUUUGAUAAGGACACAUGUUAUAUAUGUCGGAAAGUGUCUGAUAAAAAGCAAAGGAACUUGGAAAGCAUGAAAAGGCAAACGUACCUGCAUUGAAAGGUCUGCCUGGACGUGUUUUUCUAUCUAGAUAGAAUCCAGAAAUAUGUUCAAGUUCACUUACAUCCCCACCUCUUUAUGUUGCCAUUUCCAUUCCCUUUAAAUUCUUCCACGAUCACAGAAGUAGUACACAAGUGAAUGAAAACCCUCUGUGGUCAUAUGAAUUUGAUGUACCCUUUCUUCAUACACUCUUCCCUGAAAUGAGGAGCAGGAGAGAGAUUUUGACCUACCCCAGAUUUUGUGUACAAUCCCAGAAAGAGAGUCUUUUCUUUCCACAGAGAGGCUGUUAGGACCUGAGCAUUGUCCAUUCAAGCUUGCUUUAGGGCCUUCUCACUCUCAGUAGGAAGAAUACGUUUUAUUUUAUAUUGUGCGUGGAUUCAGUCACAUGCUGUAUCAGCACCUAUCUACUGAAUUGGCAUGCAAGUAUAUUUUCUCCAGUGCAGACUGGUGUUUAAAUGCCGGUAUAGAGGGUAGUUUGCAUUACUCUUGAUCUCAGACGGAUGCUAGUUGUUUUCUCACUCUUAAUUUUGCCCCCAUAAAUUUGCUUAUAAAAAGCCUCUUUAAUAUCAAAGGUCUAACAACAAAAGCUUAAUUUUUCCCAGAGAAAGUUUUUUUAAAAACAAUGCAGUAAUUUUAGUAAAAAAAAGUUGAAAAUUAAGUAGCAUUAGGGAUUUAUGAAUAGGUUAGGUAACAGAGAAAGAUUACAAUAUUAGUAGCAACAUAACUUUACAAAAACCUGUCAACAACCAAAGGAUCGCUCAGAUUACAGAUUUUCCAUUUAAGCUUAUUAUUCAUUGAAAGUUAAAAAAAACUUAUUCACAAUUAUUUUGUGAAAUGUACUGGCAUCUGCUUGGAAAUGGGAGCAAAAAAUUGUACCUGGUAACUCCACAAGCACAAAAACCAAACCCAAAGAAAUUUUUGGAAAAAUACUUUGCCAAGCAUAAUCAUGUAAAUGUUGACAGUUGUCAAGCUCACGACUUGACUCAAGCUGACUAAAUGCCUUCUAAAGUUACUGGAGAGGCCAGAUGUAACACCUUUUGACAAUUGUGAAUCUUUCCCUUUGGCUUUUGUUCUCGCCGGCUACUGGCUCUCGUUGGGCUUGAUGGUUUGCAAUGUAAGGCUUCAGAGUCCAAGGCUGGGCAGACUAGUUUUUGCGUUAAAUACAUGUCAAAUUUGUGAAGGGAUGUUGGGGUUCAUUGUGAAAAGCAGAUGAAUAUUCAUGUGGAGAUUUCUGUUUUUAACCACAGUUGGGGGAUGUGCCCAUUUAUUGCAAAUAAAUGUGAAAGUCUACAUUCUGCCAACUUCAUGUAGCUGUUAAUUGGAACUCAGCUGUCUGUGUAGUUAAGCCAAAUGGUUAACAUGGGUUUUGAAAUUCAGUGUUUCUCUCCAAGGGACGAUUCUGUGGUUGUCUUUUUCCUCCGGCGUGAUAGUGGAAUUGAUGAAAUGUUUUAGAUUUCAUGUAGAGUCCUAAACUUCCAGAACCUCAAACUGUGACCCUGAUCUUUUGAACUGCCAGUGUUUUGUAACUGAUGUUUUUUGUGCAGAGUAAAAGGUGCUGUGCGAGGACUUCCAUUUGCAGUGGCUUUUGUCUUGUAGUAAUGUAAUUCUGUUAAUACCUCCCUGAACAGACCUUGAGAAAUAUGCAUGCAUGUUUGCUUAAGUCUUCAGAGAUCCCACAGCCUAACAUGAAAAGUCAAAAGUAAGAUGUAAAUCUAGUUUUCUCUCUCCGUCAGAGUAACACAGCGGCCACAUGUCCAUGACACAAGAUUUGAUGCUGGGGGGGGGGGGGAGGGGGAUCCUCUAAUCUUAUAUCUAAAAACAAUGAUUUUGGAAUAAAUAAUCAAGAAUCUAUCAAGUAUUUGGGGCAUAUAUUUUUUUUUCUUAAAGUAACGCUUUGUGCUGUGUUCAAGUAUAUCAAAUAUCUUCCCACUAGAACAGGAAAAAUAACCAAAAUAUUUUCAGACUGGAUUGUUUUGCUCCCUUGGAUCCCAGUUCCCAUUCAUCCCAUUUUGGAAUAAAUAAUGCUAAUAAACACAAUACAGUCAGUUCACUUUUUAGCUUUCUUCUGCUAAAAGUGAAAAACAAUGGUGCAAGAGACCUGAGCCUCAUUCCUAGUUUUAGAAUGGGAUGGGGUCAAGAAGGUUGAAUUAGUUCUGCAGGAGAUUUGGAAGACAGCACCUAACAACAGAGAAAGCUUUCUCCAAUGACCCACUUGUCCUUUGUGGCAUGUAAAGCAUGUUGCCACAUUUUCCCCCUAGCAGUUUUAGGUCCAUGAGAGCCUUUUGUUUUGUUUUGUUUUUUGCAACAGAAAAUGACUCAGAAAACACAUCCCGUUUCCUGUUUGUUUGUUUUUUUUUUCCUUCCAAAACCCAUUUGUGGACCUAAAAUGCUAGAGGGUGUUUGAGAACAAAACAUUGUUUAGAAUCUCUGUGCCCUAAAGAACCACAAAAACAGCCCCAGGGACUACCCUUUACCCAGUCCUGUCUUAGAUUUGCCCCGCGAAUGCAACACCAGUGGGACUCCAAGUGUGUUUGUGUAUGUGCCUUCAACUUAUGACGGCCCAUGAAUUUCAUAGGGUUUUCUCAGCAUUACAGUUUUAGAAACACUUCCUGGGUGGGCCUAUCUAGUUGCUUCCUUUUUAAAAAAAUAAGUAGAAUUGUGACCUUAAAUAACUCCGUCAUUUGAGGGCUAUUGCUCACAAUAUGCAGCAAGAAGCAGUUUACCACUCUCUAAUAAGGGCAUUUAUUCACCAUUAUGGUGCAUAUGUUUGCAAACAAACAUUGUCACAUUGUAUUUUACAUUUCUGGAUAUAGAACUAUAGAUGUUUGAAGAAUUUCUUACACACAUUUCCCUUUCUGGUUUCCAAAAUGAGAGGGGGAAUAGUAAAAAACUGAUUCUUUUUGGGUGGAUCACUCUAUGGUUAAACAGGGAGAAGAGCUAAGCUUAUGGCUUCACUUUUUCAUGCAUUCCUGCUGCUCCACCUGCAUUAACUUGUUAAUUAACGUUGAGAUACACAAACAACAUUUUUUUAAGAAUUUGCUUUUUUAGUCAGGUGGAAUAUUUAUUAAAGAGGGGACUCGUUUGUUUAGGAAUUUACACCACAAAACAGUUUUUUAAGAAUUCUCAAUCUCUGGGAAUGAAGAAAUAUUUUAUCCAGCAAAUACAUGUAGAAAUUGGGAGAAAUGCAGGUUGAGCAUCCCUUAUCUGGAAUGCUACAAUCCAAAAUCCUCCAAAAUCUGAAAUUGUCCAAAAUCCAAAAUUCAGUGGCUGGGAUUUGCUUUUUGGUGGUUUAUUAUACACCAAUUUUGUUUCAUGUACAAAAUCAUUUGUAAAAAUGGUAUAAAAUUACCUUCAUGCUACGUGUAUAAGGUUUAUUGAAACAUAAAUUAAUUUCAUGUUGAGACCUGGUUAGUAUUUCAAGAUAUCUCAUAUUAGUAUAUGCAGAUACAAGCAUUCCAAAAUCUAAAAAAAUCUGACAUCCAAAACACUUCUGGUUGCAAGCAUUUUGAAUAAGGAAUACUCAACCUACACAAGAAUCUUACAAAUAUUUUUGAAGUCUUUUUUAAAAAAAACAGACCCUUUUCAGCUGAUGUUGAAAAUAUCGCCUUUCCUAUGCAGACUUUUAUGACUUCUCUAGAUUUAUUGACUUGAAGCCUCAAUAUGUACCAAAAUAGUGCUUCACUAAGUGGUAUCUAUACAACAUGUUUAAACUUAUUCAAACUUCAGCAGUUAAAACACAGCUGUCUAUAUUGUGCCUUUUCCCACUCUGCAGAUCCAACUGCAGCUUCAUUGGGCAAGAGAACAAACCCAAUUCAAGUUAAAAAUAGGUAAUUUAAUGAAUCAUUGGCCAUGGGAGUUCAGGCUAUGCAUGCACAGUAUACAUUUCAGUCUCAUUGUUAAAUAUUAAGUUUUAGCAGGAGAAUCUGAUAGUAGGACCAAUAGCAGGACGUUUGGAUACCAUUUAGGAGGCAAAUUGUUCUCACAGUAACAAGAUGCCAGUUGGAAGUCCUCCCUUGAGCACCAUAAUGAAUUGGGACCAUCUGCCUGCUGGCAUUGUGAUCAUAAGAUACUUUCCAGUGCUCCACAGUAGCAUUUGUGUGGCUGAUGGGUAGCUGUAAUGGAUACAAACAAGCUGCCAUUUAGUGAUUUUAAGUUUGUUAAAAAUGCAGUAUAAAAGCAUAACGUAAAGUUGGCUUGAUAUAAAGGAAGGAUCCAUAUUUUCAGUACUUCAACAUGUCCAGAACUAUUGCUGGAUUCCACUUCAAUCCCUAUAUUUGUGUCUAUUAGUUGCCAACACGUUCCUGAUCAUCACAUCCUCCUGUUUAUAUGGGUCUGCUAUAAAUGUGAACAAAAUAAACUGUCAGUAGCUGCCACGUUUUUGUUUCCCAAGUGUCUGCAAGAAUGUGAGUUCUAGUAUCCCCAUAUAAAUUACCUUACUUUAUCAUUAUUGGUAUCAAUAGUUUGUUAGCAACCAAGCAAGUGGCCCUUGUAGUGACAUCAUCUAAACAGGAAUCGUGGAUGCAAGCAUUUGAUUUAUAGUUAUUGAGGAAGUCUUGACAGCUGUUUGGAAGGGAAUUCCCUACAAUUUGCUUUCCUUAGGUGUAAAAAAAUUGUUCUCUAGGAUGGCAACCAGUAGAAGCAAAGCUCUUGAGUGUUCAGUGGUUUUCCAACAGCGCUACAAAAAAGCAGCUCAACUUCCUGAUAAUCCUGCCUUCACGAAAACACAAGUUUCUUGCAUUUGGGAUACUCUUCUAAAUUUAGAGCAGGAGUGGCCAACUCUCCAGGAUUAGUCCAUUGCCCAUGUUUCACCCAUAGAUGCCCCCUCACCCUCUAAGGACAUUUUUGCCAUGUUUUUGGCCUGCCUUGGACCAUUCCAGUCCCAGAAGAUAUUUUUUAUAACAAGUGAUCCAGAAGUUACUUCCUGGUGGCUUCCUGAAUUUUUAAACAGGAAGGCAUCUCUUGGAUGCAAAAUGUAUUAGAUGUAUUUGGGAGCAAAAAGCUCCCCUCCCCACUUCUGCUGAAAUUGGUCUUUUUAUGGAUCGAAUUAAUUAUGGUUCAUUGCUAUUUUUGCAUAAAUUUAACCUGGAAUAGAAAUGUAAUUGAUUUUAGAACUGAACGCAUAUCCAAGUUUCAGUUGUAUCCGGUUAAAUGUUUUGAAGGGUAAACAACAUUCUAUUAGAUGGGGAAAACAUGGCUUGUGAUCAGGUUAUAUUAGAGCAGUGGUUCUCAGCCUGUGGGUCCCCAGAUGUUUUGGCCUACAGCUCCCAGAAUCCCAGCCAGUUUACCAGCAGGUAGGAUUUCUGGGAGUUGAAGGCCAAAACAUCUGGGGACCCACAGGUUGAGAACCACUGUAUUAGAAGAAGCAAUUUCCAGAGGGAAAUAGUGGCAAGUCUUGUGACAUCCUAUGUAUUGUGACAUAAAUAUUUUGAGGACCAUAAGUCGAACAUCAGUAUUUUCCUCUCUCUGUUGUGUUUAUUGUGGUUUAGGACACAAACUGUGGAAAGAAAACGAACCAUGCAUUUAAACCGAAAUGUCUAUGUCCAUUGAGCACUGUUUUUUUGUAGUUUACUCAUCACAGGGUAUUUUUUGUUGUUGUCCCAGUUCCAUUCAGUUACUAGUAAAGGAUUUUCAAGGCUUGUCUUUAUGAUGCAGUCCCAACACUUUUUUUGUAUUUAUUUGCCAUAUUUUCAAAACUUCCAACAGGUUUUUAGAAUUGGCAGCUUUAUUGUAGCAUUACUCGAUGUGUACAGUCCCAGUAUAGUUUUGACACCUGGUGAUUUCCAUAAACUCUAAAGUCCUGGCUUUGCAUUUUAAGAAUUCCUGUGUAACUUGCUUGCAUAGCUAGCCUUGUGUUCUUCAUGCAUACUGGCCAGAGGAGAACAUAAGAAGUCCCCUUAUGGCCUUCCAUGUCUGUGACCCAGAACUGGGAUGUUACUUCUUUUCUCUUGCUAAAAGAGAAGAUAUUAGAUUCUCUUAAUUUAACCAAUGUGAUUGAAUUUUGCAUAAAGCCAAUGUAACAACUGAGUUAGAUUUUCCUGUGCUUUGACUUAAUUGUCUGACUUAUAGUACUUGUGACAGAUCAAGAUUCAAUAAACACUUUUUUAACAAA